AUGGAUAGAAUAACUUCAAUUUAUCAUGAUGCUGAUGUGUUGAUCUUCCACACCGGACAUUGGUGGACUCAUGACAAAACUUCUCGAGGUGAAGAUUAUUACCAAGAAGGCAACCAUGUUUACCCAAGACUCAAGGCUCUAGAUGCAUACACCAGGGCUCUUUCUACAUGGGCAAGAUGGGUAGAUAAGAAUAUUGACACCCAGAAAACACUAGUUCUCUUUAGAGGCUAUUCAAUCACUCAUUUUAGGGGAGGACAGUGGAAUUCUGGAGGACAGUGUCACAAAGAAACGGAACCAAUCUUCAAUACAAGUCAUCUGACAAAGUACCCAUCAAAGAUGCGAUCUGUUGAGAAUGUGGUGAGAAUGAUGAAGACUCCUGUGAUAUAUCUCAAUGUUAGCACGCUUACAGAUUACAGAAAAGAUGGCCACCCAUCGAUUUACAGACGGAUGUACACCAAAUCUCUAUCUCCAGAGCAACAAAUGGCUAUAGAGCAAUCACAAGAUUGCAGCCCUUGGUGUUUGCCAGGUGUACCAGACACUUGGAAUGAGUUGCUAUAUGCAUCUUUGUUGAAGGUUGGAAGAGGGUCUUGGGAAACCUGA
Molecule: messenger RNA, 600 nt
Organism: Lactuca virosa
Lineage: Eukaryota; Viridiplantae; Streptophyta; Magnoliopsida; Asterales; Asteraceae
Source: the annotation of a GenBank genome assembly